Molecule: messenger RNA, 2756 nt
Organism: Petromyzon marinus (sea lamprey)
Lineage: Eukaryota; Metazoa; Chordata; Hyperoartia; Petromyzontiformes; Petromyzontidae
Gene: SELENOS
Product: selenoprotein S
Biological process (GO): retrograde protein transport, ER to cytosol; endoplasmic reticulum unfolded protein response
Cellular component (GO): endoplasmic reticulum membrane; Derlin-1-VIMP complex; Derlin-1 retrotranslocation complex
Source: RefSeq, a predicted model, not a curated record
UUUUAGACGAAAGAGCGGCGUGCGGAGUAAACGCUCACAGCCGCGUGGUUGACGUGGAGGAGGAAAGAUGGACCCGCGGAAUGAGGAACCCGCGGUGAUACGCGGUGCCAGCGAUGCGGUGUCGGAGCUGCUCGCUCGCUUUGGCUGGCCGCUGCUGCUGUUCUGCGCUCUUCUCUACUUCACUGUGCGCCGAGCCGCCCCGUGGCUGCGAUGGGGCAGGAGCAGCAGCAGCAGCACCAGCAUCAGCAACCCAGAUCUUCUUAUGAACAUGCACUCCGCUAUGGAACGCUCCCGAAUCCGCAUGCAGCAAGAACUUGACGCUCGUGCCGCCGAACACCAGGCCCGGGUGAAGCAGCUGGAGGAGGAGCGACAAAAGCAGAAGAUGGAGUCGUGGGAAAGAGGACGCAGCCUGCGACCACGCCGUGACCCCCAGUCUCAGCAGGAAGAUAACUCAACACCAUCAACAUCACUGCCAAGAACAGAAAGACAACGACUGAGAGACAACAAUUACUCUCCGCUGUCAGGAGGAGGUGGGCCCACGUGUUUGUGGCGACCCGGGCGACGUGGCCCGGCUUCUGGAGGAGGAUGAGGUUAAACUCUCUCCGCUCGUCCUCCACUUAUCUACUGGAUGAUGCAGUCGAGGUGGAGGAUUUAGUGGAGAAGGAGUGAGACGGAGGAGUGUCUGCUGUACAACCCUAAGGCCUGUAUGCUUUGUCACGGCUCGGCUCUGGCUGGUCUGUUAACAUUGUUCAGCGCAGGCUGGAGCUGCUUUGAUGCUUUCACAAUUGCGGGAGCAGCUCCAUUAUGGGGUGUCUCGGCGCAAUGAAAUCCAGAGCAUGGCUGGGACCAUACUCAAGUCUGAGCUUAGCCGUGACUAAGAAUACAACUGUGAGAGAUGAAGUCAGAAAGUUUUGAAAACGAAAUGUUACGAUGUCACUAACCAAACUCCAUAUUCAACCAAGCAUAGGACCUCGCCAUAACAUUAUGGAAUUUCUACUGCUGGCUUUGAGUGGCUAAUGGAGAUGAGUACUUGAGCAAGGAGUCCAAUGACUGACUUACACCUUAAAACAUAUAUUGCAAUAUUAGACAAUCAUCAUUUCACAUCUUAACCUUCCUGUGACAAGUUUAUUCUCGUUUUCAAAUGAUUAUGUUGGCCCCAUUGUGUGCACACAUGGUAUGUGUGUUUUAUGUAUUGACUGGAUGUUUCAGGAGUGGGACAUAAUGUCCGAUGUAUGUGUGCAUGUGUUUGAAAGACAAUCAUGAAGGGCAGGUUGUUGUAGCAGGUAAAGCAAGUCCUUAAAUUGCGGGUCAUCUGAUUUACACGUUUCCUGCCUAAAAGUUUCAUGCUGCAGACCAUAUAAUCCUGUUAGAUGCCAAUUAAUAAAAGGCUGCACAUUCUGAAUACAUAGACGUGUAGUAUUUUCGAAGUGCUGGGGACUGGAUGAUACAUUGCAAGAGCUGUUUUAGUUGUGGAACCUGGUUUGCCUGAAGUAGACAUUCUGCUGCUGUCACCACAUGCAUCUACCACAUGCAUCUAUAUACACCGUUAGUAGUGAUAGGGCUUUGUCCACUGUGAUGAAGCUUUACCUUCUGACACUUACAAAGUUUCCUUGGGAGUUUGAGUCAUUAAUAAUAAAACAUGGUAUUUUGAUUUAGCAUCGUUAAAAAAAACCUCCAGCUCUAGCCUUUUCUUAAGGAACGAAAAAUAUUGUUCUCGUGCAUUUCGAUGUUUCUAGUUGUAAACAUAGACUUGAAUAUAUGUAUUAACUUACAACUUUCGAGCAUGCUGGACUUCUUUAGAAUUACCUUUACUCAUGACCAACUAUAAAAUAAUGUUUUUGUGUGUCGACGUGCAUGUAUAUGGAGCAGUAAUGUAGUGGUUGGCACGCUGUGCUACAAACCCAGCAACCUGAGUUCGAGUCCCGCUAACAAACAAACAUCGGAGACAUCUGAACAAGUCCUGGGCCUCUCCUACAUGGACUCGGCCUUAAAUGAGCACUCGGUGGUGCAGUAUGUAAACAUUAGCACCGGAGAAAAAAAGACGGCCGAGUAUGGUGUUAUCCACGGCACCCCCUCAUGUGCCCUUUUGUCCUUCUUAGGUACUUGCUAUAACAGUACUUGCCCCAACAGUCUGUUAAGGCUAUACAGCAGAUAUUUGUCUUUAUACAUGUGUGUACAUGAAGAUGUGUAAAUGUAAGUGUACAGAUUGGGGCCUUGGUAGUUGAGUACACAGACUCCCUCUCUCCGUGCAGCACGGUGGAGGUAGUGAACUCGUUUUUUGUGUGAACAUGGCAGUGGCUGUAGGAGUCGAAUCAUGUUCACCUUGGUGACGAGACCCAUGACACUUGGCCUGGAAAAGCCCCGCUGUGGCCACAGGCUGAGCCGAAUAAUUCACUAUUGUUCCGUGGAGAGAGGCACUCUCGAGGAGUGUCGUAGUGAUCUUCAUGUCACUGACAUGCUCGGUUUAAUUUCGUGAUUUUAGAUCUUUUUGAAUCUUAUGAUCUUGGGUGGUUGAAUUCAUAGGUUACUCAUGUUUCUGCUAAAACAUAAUAAUGACCUUUGCCCUUACCCUAAUCCUGAACCCUAGACGUAAUAUUUAACCCCUAACCCUAUCCUUAUCCUAGGCUUAUCCCUAACCUCAGCUGUAAUCUCACUUGAUGGCAGUCACAUUGUGUUCACAAUUCUGCUUUCCAUUUACCUUUGUAACUGCAAUAGAGAGCAAGCACUUUGUUCAUUAAAAUAUAUCUGUUCAACAA